Messenger RNA from Striga hermonthica, 381 nucleotides. The record is from the annotation of a GenBank genome assembly. Lineage: Eukaryota; Viridiplantae; Streptophyta; Magnoliopsida; Lamiales; Orobanchaceae.
CAAUCACGCACGCCAGCACGCCCAGCAGCGUGCCAGCGGUGCCCAGCAAGCCUCGGCGAUGCCCGGCAGCACGCCAAGCGCUUAGAUGUUCUAGUACGCGUAGCACAUGCGCCAGUUGCUUGUCUGUGAUGCGUAGUUAUGUCCGGCAGUGCUCGUGCGAGUCAAGGUCGUUGCCAGCGGGCACGGCAGCCACCAGUCGCACUCAGCAAGUACCCAGUCGUCACUGGCCGUGCACAGCAGCAUGCCAGCAACCGUCCCAACGCGCACACGUUGCCAGCGGCACCAGCCAGCGCCCGGGACCAACCCAGCAGCGCCAGCCAGCGCCAGCGACGCCGGCAGCGCCCAGUCCGCGCCCAGCGUGCGCGAGUGACCGAGUCGGUG